AUGUUUCAGCGUCUCAAAGGCGCCAUAGACUCGCGCAUCGCCGAGGAGCAGGCCCGCCAGCGUCAGGCUGCGCAACAGAGUCAGGGCCAGCAUCCCGCUCGCUCGAGCUCCCUUCGCCGCUCCAACUCGAAUGCGCUGUCCCCCGCAGGCCGCCGCCCACGCACUCCCGACCUAAGCGGCGACAAGCCGCCGGUCAGAGGCCCCGAUCCCGCCGAGUUCGACCCCGAUGUCGUCGUAGGCGAAGACGAGCUCAGUCGCAGCACCACUCCGCGCCCGCCAAACGACAAGGACGAUUCCGCUCAGCAGCAAUCCACUGAGAAUGGCGAUGCAGCCAAGGGAGACAAGGAGGGCGCAGAAGCGGCAAGGGAUGCCAAGUCUGCUGCCUCGACUGCCUCGAAUGAGCUGCCCACAGAGGUGCGCGUAAGGCUACGUGGAGAGCCUGACCAGGUCGCAGAACUGCUACGCUCAUACCGCAUCGCCCACGCCCGUGUCACCGCUAUUGAGCCCUUCGAAGCUUCCUUGAGAGAACACACUCCUCUAACCUCGAUCAACGACUCCGGUGCCCUGGUCGAGUACCUGCAACAGCUUCAGCUGAAGGGAGAUAUGGUCAUGGAAGAGCUCAAGCGCGUAUCGGGCGAACGUGAUUCUCUGCAGAAGAAGUUGGGCGAGGCAGAAAAACGUGCGACUGAGGCGCAGGAAGAGGCGGAGAAGCUACGCGCGGCCCGGGACUCGGCAGACAAAUCCGCAACGGACACCGAUACCGGAGAGAAGGACACCAAGCAGACGAACGGGAACAAGGAUGUAGUUGAGGAGUCGGAAGAGUUCUUCUCCUAUGACAGUGAGCUCCCGCGCGUUCAGAAAGAGCUUCAAGAGAGGGAAGAACAGGUCGCCAAACUCGAAGAAGAGAACAAGACUCUCAAGAACGACUUGACUUCGGCCAAAGAGUCCGCUGAGCAGCUGGUCAAGGAUUUGGAGGCCUCUACGCGGGACCUGCAAGCGAUCAAGGAUACCAAGAAUCGGGCCGAGAAGGACGCUGCAGAGCAGGCGAAGAAGCUCCAAGCGACUGCCGACGAGUUGAAUGAAAAGUUAGCGAAGGCUCAGAAGGAUCUCGAAAGUCAAGCGAAAGCCCGGGGUGAACAGGACAAUGUGAACAAGGACCUGCAGUCCAAGAUCGACGAGGUCAACAAGGAGCUUGAGGAUUCGCGCAAGUCCAAGUCCAACGAUUCCGCUGCUGAUGAAGAGAAGAAACGUCUCGAGAGCGAACUGCAGCAACUUAAGGCCGAAAUGUCCGAACUUCGUUCCACGCAGUCCAAGGCCGAGCAGCGCGGCGAGACUCUGAACGGACUUGUCCAGACACUGAAGGGCCAGCUGAAGGAUGCCGAAAACGAAAAAGGCCGUCUUCAAAAAGAGAUCGAAACCAGCACGGCGAAGUCUCAGCAAGAGCCUGAAAAGCCCGCCCAGGAGCCGGAGAAACCUGCUGCUGUAGAAACGACCACAACUACCGGGGCAGCAAAGAAGAAGAAUAACAAGAAGAAGAAGAAGGGCGGCAAAGGUGGGGCGGCUGGCGCAGCCACCAGUGCCACACCGGAGAGGGCCAGUACGCCUGCACCAUCAGAGACGGCCACUUUGGUCCCCGAAAAGGAGAACGAAGACUGGGAAGCGCCCAUGCGGGCACAACUGGAUGAACUCAAGACUACCUUGGAGCAAAGAGAUGCCACUAUCGAUCGCCUUGUCAGCAAGAUCAAGGAUCAGGAGGCUCUGCAGGAGGAACUUGAUGAUUUGAGACAUGAGCUCGUGGAAGUUGGCGGAGAUCAUGUCGAAGCAAAGGACAAGAUCAAGGAACUCACGGCAGAGAAGACAGCCUUGCAAGGAAGCAUCGAGAAGUUGGAAAAGGAGAUCGCCGAGCUGCGCACUAAACAAGCCACGAGCGCGGAAUCAGAAAAGGAACGUCAAAGUUUGGCGACUGAUUUUGCGGAGCUCAAGGCUAAGGCGGACUCAUUGGAGACGGACCUGGAGGCAGCCAACCAGUUGGCUGCUCAACGAUUUAAGGAUCUUACGGAACUAAGGGAGGUGCUGCAGAAAGCGCAGCCUGAGCUCGCUUCCCUACGGAAAGAGGUUGCCGAGCUGAAGACCGUCAAGGAUGAGGCAACGAGCAAAGCCGCUGAAGUACGGAAACUCGAGGCUAGAGAACGGGACCUGCGGGCCGAGAUUGCCACCUUCAAGUCGCAGGUCUCUGCAAAGGAUGUCGAGAUCAGGUCGCUCAACGACAAGCUGAAGCAAGAGACCAGUAAGAACAUCGCAUUAGAUCAAACGUGUAGCAAGGCCCAGCGGGACCUCGAGAGAUCCGAAGGCGAACGCUCCGAAGCAGUCGAAACGCGUGAUCGACUUCAGAAGGACCUCGAAAAAGCUCGAGAGGAACUGAAGAUGGCCCGGGGAAACAUCAGGGGCUUGGAGCAGCAGGCUGAGAAACUCAACCGGGACGCAUCAACGCUCAGGGACGAGAUCGAGCUGAAGAGCGCACAAUAUGCCAGCGCACAAAGCCUGAUGAACAGCAUGCAAGACCAGACUCAGGAGAUGGGCACGCAGAUGAAGGAGGUGCGAGAGAAAUGCGAGAGUCUCGAGGAAGAGCUCGCAGAUGCGCACAGACUCCUGAGCGAACGCGGUCGCGAGGGUGAAACGAUGAGGAGGCUCCUUGCUGACGUGGAGAGUCGAGCGGAGGCGCGCGUGAAGGAGAUGCGGGAACGCAUGGACCUUGCCAUCGAGGAGAGAGAUCGUGCGGAGGACCAAGCAAACACCAUCGGACGACGUCGGGCGAGAGAGUUGGAGGACCUGAAGCAAAAGGUCAGGGAUGCUGAGCGGACUCUGAGUCGUGUCCAAGAAGAGAAAGAACAGCAAUCGACAGCCGAGAAAGAAUUGCGCAGACAGAAGGAGGACCUAGAGCGCAAGGCAGCCCAGGCUACGGAGGAGGUCGCGGAGGUUAGGUCAGCCAUGAACCAGCUCCGUGAUGCCUUGGAUGAGGGCGAGAAGCAGACCCGUGAACUGGAAAGGGAGAAGGGCGAGUUGCGCCGCUCUCUGGAGGAGACGCAGUCGAAACUGGAGAAACUGCAGAAAUCAAGCAAGUCGUUGGCAGACGAGCUUCGAGGGCUGCAAUCCAAGACGAAGUCUCCUACACAGUCCGGGAUGCAAUCUUCACGGUCAUCUAUGGAAUCAGGACGUGGGCGGGUUGCGUCCCCUCCGCUGUCCAAAGGCAGAUCGCCAUCUAUUGCUACGGAAGUCGGGCAGGGGGCAGGUAACAACAUGGACGUCGUGUACCUGAAGAACGUGCUGCUGCAGUUUCUGGAGCAGAAGGACAAGAAGCACCAGAUGCAGCUCGUGCCGGUGCUGGGGAUGCUGCUGCACUUCGACAAGAAGGACGAGCAGAAGUGGAUGUCUGCGAUCACCACGCGAUGA
Molecule: messenger RNA, 3450 nt
Organism: Lasiodiplodia theobromae
Lineage: Eukaryota; Fungi; Ascomycota; Dothideomycetes; Botryosphaeriales; Botryosphaeriaceae
Product: Viral a-type inclusion protein repeat protein
Exons: 4
Coding region: 1-3450 (1149 amino acids)
Cellular component (GO): Golgi apparatus
Source: RefSeq, a predicted model, not a curated record